Zootoca vivipara (common lizard) is the source of this 1815-nucleotide messenger RNA. The record is from RefSeq and is a predicted model, not a curated record. NCBI's taxonomy places the organism in Eukaryota, Metazoa, Chordata, Lepidosauria, Squamata, Lacertidae.
GCUUGAGAGAGACAAAGAGAAGGGGUGUGUGAGAGAGAAAGAGACAGAAUACUGACUGAGAUGAAUUUCUUUACCAAUCUGGGCUGUGGUUUGUGGCCCUGCUCUGCUGUGCGAGAAAUGCACUUUGUACGUGCUCCCAGGCACACUUUGCUUUCUGAUUACAGUGCUAUCUCAGUUUAAGAACAGUCCGGUUUAAGAACGAUUUGGUUUACAAACUCCACAAAACCGGAAAUAGUGUCCUGGCUUUAGAACUUUACCUUGGUCUAAGAACGGAAUCCGAAUGGUGGAAGGGCACCGGCGGCAAGAGGAAAGCGCACCUUGGUUUAAGAAUGGUUUCAGUUUAAGAACAGACUUCUGGAACGGAUUAAGUUCAUAAACCGAGCCUUCUGGCCUUGGAAGAUAAUAGCCACAUGCCUUUCCAUGUGCGUUUCCAGAUACAUACCAGCAGGAGGCGACAUUGCAACCCACCUGAGCAGAGCACUCCACCACCUAGUGGCCAUCUCAGGGAACUGCACUUCCGCCACACCAGCUCUGUACUGUAUUCAAAUGCACCCUCUGCUUGGUCUGGUACAUCGCCAUCCUUGGCUGGCAAAUGUUGUUGCCUAUGGGACACUGUUUUCAGCCGCAGAUGCAGCCCAGCAGAAGUUGUCUAAGCCGUGCCAGGAUCCCCGCAGACAUGACGGUUUGGAUGUGAAGCAGACGGCAAAAGUGGCGCUGGUUGGGUUCACGUUCCACGCCAACUUCAAUUACGUCUGGUUCCGGAGCCUGGAGCGCCUUCUUCCAGGAGUGAAGGUGACCACGGUGAUUGCAAAGGUCACUUGCGACCAGGUCAUCGCUGCGCCAGUCACCAUCGGGGCUUUUUACACCGGUCUCUCUCUCCUGGAUGGUGAAAGCAACAUAUUUGGGAAGCUGCAGGAGAAGUUUUGGCCAACGUACAAGGCUGGUGUGCUGUGCUGGACCUUGUUCCAGGCAGUGAAUUUUGCUCUUGUGCCCCCCCUGCUGCGCACAGCCUAUGUGGGGGCCUGCUCCUUCCUGUGGACGGCAUUUCUCUGCUACCUGCGCCAAUCUGAUGCCCACGACACCACCUCCCAGCUCUUCCAGGCGUUGCCAGGCUUGGCCGGGCUGUUUCCAUCCAGGGCAGGAGAGAACCAAGUAAAGAUGCCGGCUGAGAAAUGACCAAAGGGCUGCGCUGUGGAUUUUUCGGCACCCCAUCUCCAUUUCUAGUUCUUGGUCUCUGCAAACUUUGCCCAGGGAAUUGAGGGAGAUUUGUCUCCUUAUACUAACCCCUUCACAUCCACCUUCUUCAAAACACCGCCUGCUCCUCCUGCUGCCACUGGUAUAGGAACAUACAACUACAGAUGUGAGAAGCAGGGCCUUUACAACGAUGGCCCCAAGGCUAAGAGAAUGCUCUUCCCCUUGAGGCCUACAUGCCUUCUGAAAGACAUACCAUGAGCCAUCUUUUAGGGAUGCUGUAAAGAUUGCAGCAAGAUUAAGAGGAAGAGGAAUGCUUUGAACACUCUAAAAAGCUUUAUAAAUUCUGGCUGCACCCUGGACAAACACUGGGCAGUUGAACAGAAGGUCAUUAUUCCCCUAUCUCUCUUUCCCCACUCUUUUCCCCCAGCCACAUAAUGUCUAUGAUGUCAACAGUGUCUCCUACCAAAUGUAAACAAACUAUGAAAAAGAACCUGUGAAUUGAAAGUGGAGGCGCUGCAUGUUUCUUCUUCCUUGUUUUGUUACGCAAGAAAAUCUUCCAAUAAGAACAAAUUUAAAACAACUGAAUGAAUAAAUGCUGGCUGCAUGCACACCGCAUAUUUA